Messenger RNA from Brettanomyces bruxellensis, 510 nucleotides. RefSeq lists its product as uncharacterized. The record is from RefSeq and is a predicted model, not a curated record. The transcript is spliced from 2 exons. Bases 1 to 510 code for a protein of 169 amino acids. Gene Ontology annotation, cellular component: cytosol; nucleus. Gene Ontology annotation, molecular function: peptidyl-prolyl cis-trans isomerase activity; protein binding. NCBI's taxonomy places the organism in Eukaryota, Fungi, Ascomycota, Pichiomycetes, Pichiales, Pichiaceae.
AUGGCAAAUAACCCAUACGAUGGAUUGCCAGAAAACUGGACCAUCAGAAUUUCUAGAACGCACAACCGUGAGUAUUACUACAACACGGAUACAAAAAAGUCUCAAUGGAUACCUCCAGAAGGCACAAAUGAAAGUCAAUUAGAAGCCUACUUGGAUAAGGACUUACAUCGGCCAUCCAAAGUUAGGGUGAGUCAUAUAUUGGUGAAGCAUAAGGAUUCGAGAAGGCCAUCGUCGUGGAAGGAGGAUAAUAUAACGAGAACAAAAGAUGAGGCAAUUGAUAUUUUGAAGGAUUACAGGGAGAGAAUUGAAAAUGGGGAGGAGACAUUUGAAGAUAUAGCUAAAGAGUCGAGUGAUUGCAAUUCGCAUUCUAAAGGUGGCGAUCUUGGAUAUUUUGGACACGGAGAAAUGCAGCCAAGUUUUGAGCGUGCAAGUUUCGCUUUGCAAGUAGGAGAUAUAAGUGAUAUUGUGGAAAGUGAGAGUGGUGUUCAUCUUAUUAAAAGGACAGGUUAG